AUGGGAUGGUCCGACCAAUCUAGACCUGGGAAUGGACAGAGGAUUGUGUAUAAUGGACACAAAAGGGUUCAUGGACUAAAAUUUCAGUCCAUUGUCUUACCGAAUGGACUUAUAGGAAACAUCUUUGGGCCAGUAGGUAAGAACUUAAAUAUUUUCACUGAAUCUUAAUAAGAUUAAUUACAAUGUUAUUCAUAUGGGUUCCCAAGACUUUUUUAUGAACUUUUGUUUCAGAGGGACGAAAACAUGACGCGGGUAUGCUCGCUGACUCUGGGCUUCUGAAUGACAUGGGGAACUUCGCCUUUUCCCCAGGUGGCCAACCUAUGUGCGUUUAUGGUGAUCCGGCUUAUCCCCUCCGGAUUCAUCUUCAGGCACCAUAUCGCCAGGGACGUCUAACCCAAUAA
Molecule: messenger RNA, 401 nt
Organism: Pocillopora meandrina
Lineage: Eukaryota; Metazoa; Cnidaria; Anthozoa; Scleractinia; Pocilloporidae
Source: the annotation of a GenBank genome assembly